AUGACGACCCUAAAGGUCGAUCCUAGAAUGACUCGCCUACUGGAAAGGACGGGGAUCGCUCUUCGUCGGAACAAUAGGAUGCCGCCGCCACCCGCUAUAUGUGAGGAAUGGUGGGGGCAAGCAGGGGACUUUAUCAAAAGAAGACCCAAGGUUCAGCCAAAGUUCGGGCUCGGCUACCACAACACAAAGAGCUACAACACUGAAGAUGAAGGACCUGAAGACGUUUGGGUUCACUGCUUCACCAUGACUGCUGCCUUGGGAGACAACAUCAACCCCUCCUACCAAGUUCCACAACAAAAUCUUGGUGAGAUAAUGGCCGUUGAGGUCGAUGAAGAGCUCAAUGCUACAUCGGUACCUCAGGAACUUGAAGAUGGUGGGCAACCAACCAUUGAUGAGCUCGUAGAGAUCAACCUGGGGACAAAGGAUGAUCCACGGCCUAUCUUCGUUAGCGCCACGCUUACAGAAGAAGAACGUGAAUACUAUCGAAGCUUCCUGAUGGAAUACCGAGAUUGCUUUGCCUGGAACUAUAAGGAGAUGCCGGGGUUAGAUCCUCGUGUCGCCACUCACAAGUUGGCAAUUGACCCACAGUUCCAUCCCGUAAAACAGCCACCAAGGCACUUGCGACCGGAAUUUCAAGACCAAGUCAUCGCCGAGGUUGAUAGGCUCAUCACGGCGGGAUUCAUCAAAGAGAUACAAUAUCCCCGCUGGCUCGCCAACAUCGUCCCUGUGGAGAAGAAGAAUGGACAAGUUCGAGUCUGCGUUGACUUUCGUGACUUGAAUAGGGCCUGUCCCAAGGAUGAAUUCCCACUGCCAAUCACAGAGAUGGUUGUUGAUUCUACUACAGGCUUUGGUGCCCUGUCCUUCAUGGAUGGGUCAUCAGGCUAUAAUCAGAUCAAGAUGGAUCCACAUGAUGCCUUUAACACAGCGUUUAGGACUCCCAAGGGCAACUUCUACUACACAGUGAUGCCUUUCGGGUUGAAGAAUGCUGGCGCAACAUAUCAGCGUGCCAUGACAUACAUCCUCGAUGACCUAAUUCAUCACUCGGUAGAGUGCUACGUCGACGACAUGGUGGUGAAAACUAAAGACCGUAGGAACCAUCAAGAUGACCUACGAGUUGUCUUUGAGCGACUGCGUCGACACCAACUCAAGAUGAAUCCACUGAAGUGUGCCUUUGCCGUCCAAUCUGGCGUCUUCCUCGGCUUUGUCGUUCGAUAUCGAGGCAUCGAGAUUGAGCCGAAAAAGAUCAAGGCAAUCCUCAAUAUGCCGCCUCCUCAGGAGCUCAAGGAACUGAAGUCAUUGCAAGGGAAGCUGGCGUACAUCCGGCGCUUCAUCUCCAACCUUUCUGGGCGCAUCCAACCAUUUUCGAAGCUCAUGAAGAAAGGUGCACCAUUCGUGUGGGAUGAAGAGUGUCAAAACGGCUUUGACAACAUCAAAAAGUAUCUUCUUAAUCCUCCUGUUUUGGCUGCUCCUGUAAAGGGGCGCCCGCUUAUCCUCUAUAUUGCAGCACAACCUGCUUCAAUAGGCGCCCUGCUCGCUCAACACAAUGACGAGGGUAAGGAGGUGGCAUGCUACUACCUGAGCCGCACCAUGGUGGGUGCAGAACACAAUUACGCCCCCGUCGAGAAGUUAUGCCUGGCCCUAAUCUUCGCCUUAAAGAAGCUAAGGCACUACAUGUUGGCACAUGAAAUCCAGCUUGUUGCAAGAGCGGAUCCUAUAAGGUACGUUCUAAGUCAGCCUGUGCUCAUUGGGCGACUUGGUAAAUGGGCUCUGCUCAUGAUGGAAUUCGACAUCACUUUUGUGCCACAGAGGGCGAUCAAGGGACAGGCCCUGGCGGAGUUUCUUGCUGCGCACCCAGUCCCAGAUGACUCCCCUCUCGUCACAAACUUACCGGAUGAGGAAGUUUUCACCACCAAACUUGAAGCCCCAUGGGAGCUGUAUUUCGAUGGAGCCUCACGCACGGAGGCCGAGCCUGAUGGAACCCCAAGGAGGAGAGCAGGAGCGGGACUGGUAUUCAAGACCCCACAAGGAGGAGUAAUGUAUCAUUCAUUCUCUCUCCUUAAGGAAGAAUGCUCCAACAAUGAGGCGGAGUACGAGGCGUUCAUCUUUGGCCUCCUCUUGGCGCUCUCCAUGGAGGUACAUUCCUUACGAGUUCAUGGAGAUUCCCAACUCAUUGUUCGACAGAUCAAUGAUAUCUAUGAGGUUCGAAAGCCAGAGCUGGUGCCAUACUACAAUGCGGCCCAGGUACUCAUGAAAAAAUUCAACCAUAUUGAAGUUGUCCAUGUCCCACGAGGUAGGAAUGCACCAGCCGAUGCCUUGGCAAAGCUUGCUGCAGCACUCGUGCUUCCAGAAGGUGAACCCGCACAAGUGACUAUUGAAGAAAGGUGGCUCCUCCCUGCUGUUCUAGAGCUCGUCCCUAAGGAGUAUGAAGUCAACACCGUCACGACGAAUGCUGUCGAGGAGGACGACUGGCUUAGGCCCUUCCUCAACUACUUCAAGCAUGGCAGUCUCCCCGACGAUCCAGUCAAAAGACGACAACUGCAACGACGGCUCCCCUUCUAUGUCUACAAGGCGGGAGUCCUAUACAGGCGCUCUUAUGGGCAAGAAGUCCUUCUCCGAUGUGUCAACCGAAGCGAAGCUGAGAAAGUCCUUCGAGAGAUGCAUCAUGGAGUAUGUGGUGGGCAUCAAAGCGGACCAAAGAUGUAUCACAGCAUUCGACUUGCUGGAUACUAUUGGCCCGGCAUUAUGGCAGACUGUAUAAGGGUAGCAAAGAGUUGCCAUGGAUGCCAGAUUCAUGGCGACUUCAAGCAUCAACCACCAGCUGCUCUCCAUCCAACUAUUCCCUCAUGGCCAUUUGACGCUUGGGGGAUUGAUGUUAUCGGCCCGAUUGACCCUCCUUCCUCGGGAGGCCAUCGCUUCAUCCUUGCCGCUACGGAUUACUUCUCCAAGUGGGCGGAAGCUGUGCCACUACGUGAAGUCAAAAGUGGCAACGUCAUCAACUUCUUGGAACGGCAAAUCAUAUACCGCUUCGGGAUCCCACAUCACAUCACCUCCGACAAUGCCAAAGCAUUCAAGUCUGAUAAAAUGCACAGGUUCAUGGAUAAAUACAAGAUCAAGUGGAACUACUCCACCGGCUACUAUCCUCAGGCGAACGGGAUGAUCGAGGCGUUUAACAAGACCCUUGGCAAGAUACUCAAGAAGACAGUGCACAAGCACCGAAGGGAUUGGCAUGAUCGCCUAUUUGAAGCUCUGUGGGCAUACCGUGUCACAGUUCGUACCCCAACCCAAGCCACCCCAUACUCUCUCGUCUAUGGGUGUGAAGCAGUCUUGCCGCUGGAGAUCCAACUGCCAUCCCUACGGGUGGCUAUUUAUGAGGAGCUCACUCAGGAUGAACAGAUACAGCUUCGGUUCCAGGAGCUCGACGCCUUAGAAGAAGAGCGUCUCCACGCCCUCCAAGACCUAGAGUUGUAUCGCCAAAACAUGGUGAGAGCCUACGACAAGCUCGUCAAGCAACGAGUCUUCAAGAAAGGCGAACUGGUGCUUGUACUGCGACGCCCCAUCAUCAUCACGCACAAGACAAAGGGCAAAUUUGAACCGAAGUGGGAGGGGCCAUACGUCAUCGAGCAAGUAUAUGAUGGAGGUGCCUAUCAGCUGGUUGACCAACAAGGAUCCCGGCCGAUGCCCCCAAUCAAUGGGAGGUUUUUGAAAAAAUAUUUUGCUUAA
Phragmites australis (common reed) is the source of this 3720-nucleotide messenger RNA. RefSeq lists its product as uncharacterized. The coding region runs from base 1 to 3720 and encodes 1239 amino acids. Gene Ontology annotation, biological process: DNA integration. The transcript has a single exon. The record is from RefSeq and is a predicted model, not a curated record. Lineage: Eukaryota; Viridiplantae; Streptophyta; Magnoliopsida; Poales; Poaceae. Gene Ontology annotation, molecular function: RNA-DNA hybrid ribonuclease activity; nucleic acid binding.